Stylonychia lemnae is the source of this 636-nucleotide messenger RNA. NCBI's taxonomy places the organism in Eukaryota, Ciliophora, Spirotrichea, Sporadotrichida, Oxytrichidae. The record is from the annotation of a GenBank genome assembly.
AUGGCAUUAAAUUAUUUAUUGAAACGCAAUUUUUCAUUCUAUGUGAAGCACAGAGCUAAUCAAUCUUUUACAUAUGAAAAAUACGCCCGAAAUAUUUAAGAUACUGAUUUAGAUUUCCCUCAUGGUAAAAGAAAUAAGAUCAUUUUAGUUGGAAGAGAGUUAGAUCAUUUAAUAGAAUUGAAGCUUAAAGAGCAAUAAUCAUAAGCUGAUCUAGAAAAAUAGAUAAAGGAACUGGAAGAGAAAAAGGAUGAUAAAGAUAUAAAGUAACUUGAGAUUUUGAAAUCAUAGAGAGAAAUUGUAUCUGGAAACGGUUGUAUCCUGCUGUAUAGAUCAAUGUUACAGAUGACUUAGAAGCUAGCAUUGUUUGAAAUGGGUGACUUGGUGCUUGAGGAUAUUCCAAAAAAUCAUAAUUUCCUUGUAUUGCAUCGACUGCUGAACAUUCAUGCUAAAUGGGAAGAAGUAGAUAAGACUAUUUUAGCUUUCCUGGCUUAGUUCCCACAUAAUCCAGCCGUCAUGUAUGAACUAGAUACUAUUAAGUUUAGUGAGUUUGACACGCAGACUAAUGUCACUGAUAUUUACUGGUGCUAGAUAAUUGAUAAGCUCCAAGUUUAUUUUGAUAGAAAGAAAUUUAGAUGA